Messenger RNA from Vitis riparia (riverbank grape), 2919 nucleotides. RefSeq names its product nucleolin-like. The coding region runs from base 122 to 2290 and encodes 722 amino acids. Gene Ontology annotation, molecular function: mRNA binding. The record is from RefSeq and is a predicted model, not a curated record. The transcript is spliced from 11 exons. Lineage: Eukaryota; Viridiplantae; Streptophyta; Magnoliopsida; Vitales; Vitaceae. Gene Ontology annotation, cellular component: nucleus.
AAUAAUUGAGCGAAGUCUCUGCCGCCUCAACGCCCUACCCUCCCAAAACGCUGCGUUUUGCCUCUCGACACUCUCAAAACGCUGCGCUUUGACUCUACCAGUCUCCGUAAAUCGACCGCCGAUGCCGCCGCGAGCCGCCGUGAGACGACCUUCGACAGCGUCUGCUCUCAAGAAGAAGCCUCCAAGAGAGGAAAAGGAGGAGAAGGAGUUUGUUGUGGGAGACAUGGAUAGAUCAGAAAGGUUGGAGCUUGAAGAUAAUGACCCACAGUCUGAUGCAGAAGACGAUAUGGGGCAUUAUAUGGGAACAGAAGAGGAAUGUCGGGAACAGAGAAUUGAUGGAGAUGAUGACCUGAUGGGAGAUAUGAUGGAAGGCGAGGAUGAGGAAGAGGAGGAUAUGGGUGAGGAUGAUGUGGGAGGUGAACAUGAGGAGAUGAUGGAUGGGUAUGAAGAUGAGCAUCAUGAUUUAGUUAAAGAGCGUCGAAAGCGUAAGGAGUUUGAGGUCUUUGUUGGUGGAUUGGACCGAGAUGUCACAGAAGGUGAUCUCUUUCACUUUUUCAGACAGGUGGGUGAUAUCACUGAAGUGAGACUUAUGAAGAAUGCCCUUACUCAGAAGAACAAGGGCUUUGCUUUCAUACGGUUUGCAACUGUUGAGCAGGCUAGGCGUGCUGUCAAUGAACUUAAGCAUCCAGUGAUUAAUGGAAAGCAAUGUGGGGUAGCUCCAAGUCAAGACAGUGACACACUCUUUGUUGGUAACAUAUGCAAGACAUGGACAAAAGCAGCUGUGAAGGAUAAGCUUGCAUACUACGGUGUUGACAAGUAUGAAGACUUGACAUUGGUUGAAGAUACCAAAAAUGAGGGGAUGAAUCGGGGAUUUGCUUUUUUGGAUUUCUCUUCCAGGGCAGAUGCCUUGGAAGCUUGCAAACGCUUGCAAAAGAGGGAUGUUGUGUUCGGUACAGAUCGAACAGCAAGAGUUGCAUUUGCAGACACUUUCAUAGAACCUGAUGACGAAAUCAUGUCACAGGUCAGGACGAUAUUCCUUGAUGGGUUGCCUGCUACUUGGGAUGAGGAUCGUGUCAGGGAUUAUCUUAAAAAGUUUGGGAGGAUUGAAAAGAUUGAACUUGCAAGAAAUAUGCCAGCUGCUAAAAGAACUGAUUUUGGUUUUGUGACAUUUGACACUCAUGAUUCUGCUGUGGCUUGUGUUGACAGUAUUAAUAAUUCUGAGCUUGUUGAUGGAGAAAGGCUGGUGAAAGUUAGAGCAAGGCUGUCUAGGCCACGCCAGAGAGGUAAGUCUGCUAAGCAUGCUCGAGGUGGUUAUCUAGUUGCACAGGGCAGCGGUCGAGGUUUCAAGGCUCCAUGGGGAUCUAGUUCAUCCCGCAUGGAUUCUUGGAAGUUUACAGGUCGUGGAGGGAGAAGUAUGCAAACGCGUGGAGCAUAUGAUGGUGGUCUUAAGCGGCCAGUUGGUCCUAGGGAUAGACACUCAAUGAUGGAGAUGGUUCCUACUAGAGAUGGGAGCAGGAGACGAUUUCCUUCCCCAGAGAGUUCCUUCGGUCGAAGGUCACCUGUUUAUGAAAAGAGCAGCACGAAGAGGGAGUACAUUCAACGUGAUGAAUCCUUUUCUAGGCCAGCUGUUUUUGCUAGAGACCCCACAGAGAGGCGUUAUUAUAAAGAUAAUUACUCUUCACAUAGAUCUGAGUAUUUGGACAGUCCUCCUAGAAAUGUUUCUCGUGCUGCUGGUCAUAGAGCUCCUCUUUAUGAAGAUGAUGACUAUGACCGAUAUUUGGAACGACCCACAAACUAUCAUGAUGGUCAUAGGCAUGAUUAUGGUUCUAUUUCCAGUUCAAAACGUUCCCAUUCAGCAAUGGAGGAAGUUCAUUCUCGUUAUGCUGAGCCUCCAAUUAGGCACUCGAGGGCCCGUUUUGAUUAUGGGGGGAGCAAUUCAGGAUUGCCCUAUGACGACCAUUAUGGAAGUGAAUCUACAAGUGAACGCAGGAUGGGCCGUGGUUCUCGUCUAGGGUAUGAUGGAGGUAUGCGAAGUUCUUCAGGGCAUUCUCGAGGAAUGUAUGAGACAAGAACAUCAACUACUGGGUACAGAAGAGUCCUUGCAGAUGAUAUUAGCCGGGGGAAUGAAGAAGGGAUGUAUUCCAGCUAUGACCGUGAGUAUAUGUCCAGGGACUACAUGCCUUCUCGAUCAGAUCUAGGGACAGGUUCUUACCCUUCUGACUACCCUAGUCGUCGCAUGAAUGAUGGAUACUUGAGUGGCCGAGGUUCAGGUUCAGGUUCAUAUUAUUAAGGUGAGUUUGCUUGUGGUUUCUCCAGAGUAUUUUCUAUGCAUGUGCAUCAAAAAGCACAUCUCAGAUACAUAAGGAGGUUCCUGAAGUUAGAAAACAACUCCUUUGGAGGCUGCCUUAGUGGUGCUUACCUUGAUGGCCUCCCCAUAGCGUUAACAUGAAUGAAUUUUAGUGUGUGGGAGUAGUUUCUGAUUACUUGAAGACUUUCAGAAAGUAGUUUGUGGACUCAUUCAAUUCAUCUACUGUACUGAAAUUGGUUAUUGGAUUGGUAAUUUUAGGAUAUUUAACUCCAGGAUGAGGUUCUGUAUUGGUAAAGUUAAAAGAGGAACCAAGAUGCGCUUGUUGUUUGGUUGAGUGUUUGAGAACGAAAAGUUCUUGGAGUCACUAUGUACAAAAAUGCUGUUUCUCCUGAUGGUUCUGUCUGGUUCUAUCUGGUUAGGUGGAUAGUUUGAAGUGCUACUGAACAUGCACUUUUUCUUGCUCUAUUAUUGAAUGUUCUGUGAAACUCCCAUAAUAAGCUAUUUGGGAUGUGCUUUUAUGAUGGGUAUUGAAGUUUAUUAUCUCUAACUAGUACAAAAUUGAAGUGGGAGUAUAAUAAACAUCCAACCAUGAUUUGAGUGGAGGGUGGUCA